Molecule: messenger RNA, 3731 nt
Organism: Athalia rosae (coleseed sawfly)
Lineage: Eukaryota; Metazoa; Arthropoda; Insecta; Hymenoptera; Athaliidae
Exons: 4
Coding region: 597-2234 (545 amino acids)
Source: RefSeq, a predicted model, not a curated record
UCCAGUGGGUCAGGUAUACAUUUCAAACUGAUAUUCGAUGGAAAAAAAUCGGUACACCGCGAUUUCAACAACAGGGGGGCGGGUGUUCGCGGGUACUUUGAAUCAAAUUCGAAACCCUUCGAAUCCGGCAUCGCGCGUGCGCGAGACUUCAGGAGUGCCGGUUACUCAGGCUCCUGUACGAACCAUCGGGCAGUUUGACUCCGGACGGGGUGGAAGAAGCACGUGUCGGCGUUGGAAGUUUCAAGGAUCAGCUGAGGUGCGACCGGCGUGUGACGCGUGUUCUGACAUCCGAUAAAAAGCGCGCUAAAUUUAGGGUGGAUCGGAUUUUUCGUGAGCGAUAUACGGGGAAGGAUUUAUGUUAUUUGACCAGUGCAAGCCCUGUGCAAUGUUUUAAUGUAACGAUCAUGAAGUGCGUGCGCGAACUGUUUUUUUCUCUUCACCUCCAGUAAACAGAUCGAGUGAGAUGGUCCCCGAUAAUCCGCCUCUCAUAAUCGUGCAGGCAAUAUUUUGUCCGUUGUAAUUUAACGGAGAGUCGUCUAUCGAAUUUUCGAACUUUUCCCUCUCGCCAAAAAUUAGAUAAUAAGUGCAGUUCAGCCAUGGUCGACAUGCAAAAAGUGGAGUUUGCCGUUGGCAGCGAGGUGUCACCGGCUUCAUUUUACAAAAGUGCAUUCGCGCGAUCCUUUGCAAUGAACUCUCGAGAGACAAAAUCCCUCGAUUUUGGUUUCAUGAACAACGAAACCAUCGCCGAAGAACCAACGGACUGCAACGUCAACACCGACAGUAAGAAUAACAACUUUGUAUCACAGCACACCGGUGGCAAACAGAGCUGCAACACAUCGGACGUUAAAUUAUGGAGAAUCCACGAGAGCGCUACCGACAAUGACGCGGCGACAGAAGUGAACAAACUUCGAAAGGAGUGCCAAACGUUGGCGGAAGAGAACAGGAGGUUGCAGGGUACGCUGGCCGCGGGAAGAACGUCGCACUCUCGAGUGAUAGACAACGUCCUUCUGCAAACUCAGAUCGACACACUUCAGUGGCAGCUGAAACAGACGGAGGCAAACCGGCAAAUGUACCGCGCGCUGAUGGGUCAGGUCGUCAGGUUUCUGGAGCGAGCGCACAAAGGCCUCGAUAUCCUCCACGAGAAAUCCAAUCCAAAGAGCACGAAGACCUUGAGAGUGCCGAGGAGUCGCAGCGUCCACGCGGUGGACGCCUCGUCGCCGAGUCGCGCGGCCGAUCCGACCUCCGCCAAUUUCGCCCGGGCGAAAUCGGUGACGCAGAUAUCGCCGACGAGCAACCCGAUCCGCGAUUCGACGUCCGUUUGGUCGGUUCUUCGUCGCAACGACAACGGGACUCCGCUCGGGACGCCACCGAGGCCCGACCCGCGGGAGCUCAACGACAAUCGCAACCAGACGCACGACGGCGUCGUCUACAGGAGGCGUCCCAAGCAGUCGGAGAACAAUCCCGACGAGGUGCCGCCGGAGAGACUCGCCCAGGAGGCCUUCCGCCUCAUGAGGACGGUCCAGUCGCUACUGGCCACCCGGGAGCCGGACCUCGUGCGAGCCUCGGAGGGCGAGGAGAACGGCUCGCCGUCCCCUAGUUGCGAUCACGAGAUGUCCUUGCCGACGAAUUUCGCCAAUUCCACGAGCCUCCACGACUCCUCGUUUUCCGCGUGCUCCAGCAGCGACCGCGCCAGUUCGAGGACCGACCACGACACGUCGUUCAAUUUCCGCAAGGUAUCGAGCGAGUCGAACGGCUCGUGUCUUAUGCCGGGUGUGAGGAGAUCGCUCGACGCCACCUCCCUGCAUUCGGGGAGCAGUAAAACCACCGAAACCACCGAGGAAGAAGACCCGGGGCCCAGGUCGCUGCUCACCGGCGUUUUGGAACGAGAAUUUUCCGGCACGCCGUCCUCCACGCCCAUCAGACGGAAGAAGCCCUCGGAACCGGACGUACCCAUUUUCAAGCCGAAACCCACGGCGAGCGUGAGCAGCGCGGAAGACGAGAGCGGCUUCUCUUCGAUGAGUUCCUUUCAGGACGUCGGUCUGCCGGCCGCCCCCUCGCCGAUAAAGGGAUGCCACACGGAGGUCGGACUGCCGGAAGUACCGAUCAACAAGGUCAGACACAGAAGAUGGAGUUCGACGCCGGCGGAAAUGCAGGCUCUCCUCAACGGGCGUCACAACGCGAGUUUUGCCGGGGCGAAAACUACCAGCGAGGCGUUAAAGGUGCUUUGGGUAUAGCGAAAGCACGAUUGUUAACGGCUUUUAUGGUUCGCGAGAAUAACGACGGCGCAACUUUUGGUUACCAUCAUCCGUAACAUCGACGAUACCCAUGUGAAUCCUAGAUACCGCAUAUAAGUAUAGAGCCGCCGAAAGUCACACACGUGUACAAAUAUUUGUGUAAUAUUUCUUAUUAAAUAUCCUAUCGAACUACUACGCUACUUCGUCACCUAUAGGUAUAUAUACCGCAGACUCGAUACAAUAUACGCAUAUACGUAAUUAUUCGCUAUUAAUUAAUUAUUCGAUUAAUUAACCAACAGCUUUUAUUGCAGAAAAGAAAGAGGCGAGAAAAUUAUCGACUCAUAUUUUAAUAGUAACUUAUGUAUGCAUGACGUAUCUCUCGUUGCAGAUUUCAAACUUUGAAGAAAAAAAAAAAAGAAAUAAUAAAGUUCAAUCCUACUUUGUGUAAAAAAUUUUACGUAUAAACGAUCGGAAAUUAAUUCCGGUCGUUGCAGCGCAGUCUCGACUCGCAUUUGAUCGUCACAUAGAUCACAUUUUUAUUGCCUGCGUAUUAAUCUGUAUGUAUUCAUGAACUUGUGUGUUUGCGUUAUGUUUCUUUCUUUCAUUUUAUUUUUUUUUACCAUUUCAUUUCAAAGUUCUUUUUCGUCCGCGAUAUUUAUUGUUAUUAUUUUCAUAUUUUACGUGACACCGUUCCGUGUAAGCCGCCAGUACAUGGAAGAAAUGAAUAAAAGUACAGUUAACAAGCAGGAUCGGAGGAUCGUUGAGAUAAAAAUUACGAAUGAAAACAGUUUGGAAGAAAAAGUUGGCGCAGUAGAACGGAUCUUUUUUUUUUUCUUAUUUUUUGCAUUCGCGUAGCCGGUAUUGUCACAAAGUUCCGUUUCGGUGAAAUUUCAUGUAACGUUUUUACAGUUUGGUAUGUCAGACGGUGUAAAAAGAACUUCGCGAUUGUCAAAUCGUCAAAAUCGUAGUUUUUUUUUUUUUUUUUUGUCACGUUUUUCAAUUCACCCGAAUUUUUUUUUUUUUUUUUUUUUGUAACUUUAAAAAAACCGUGCAACGUAUUUCAUGCACACGAAUUCACGUACGGUCGCAUGUUUUUCUAUGUAAUAUGUAGGGAGUAAUCGUACUUAAGUAUGUAAUUUUAUAUUUAAAACGUUGAACACGUUAAUUAUUAAUUGUACUUUAAUAAUAUACUCCUGAAUAUUAAACCUAUACCUACAAAUCAUACUCGGCGAGCCAAUAAACCAAAGUAAGGACGUAAAGGCAAAAACAAAAAAAAAAUCGUUAAAAAUUAUGGUUUCUGGUGUUAUCUUAAAUGUAACGUUGCUAUGCGGAUAUUCACAGAUAUCUGUGAAUUACGCAGUUGAAAAAAUUUACAUCAAUUAAUUUCUAGAGAUAGAACGUUGAAGUGAUAAAAUAUUAUUUGAGUAACUGUUCAUAUAAUAAAUAACUCGAUUGUCACGUUCGGUUGACUUGUACAAUGAAAUGAUUUUGUGAAAA